Alligator mississippiensis (American alligator) is the source of this 9767-nucleotide messenger RNA. RefSeq names its product fibrillin 1 (gene FBN1). The transcript is spliced from 67 exons. Gene Ontology annotation, molecular function: calcium ion binding. NCBI's taxonomy places the organism in Eukaryota, Metazoa, Chordata, Crocodylia, Alligatoridae. The record is from RefSeq and is a predicted model, not a curated record. The coding region runs from base 215 to 8875 and encodes 2886 amino acids.
GAGCAGCGGUGGGUGCAGCGGCCACAGCUGGAAGAGCAGCGGGAACAGCAGCCGCCGCCGGCUCCGCAGCAGCAGCAGCAGCAGCUCCCCUGGUGCCGGAGCGUCGCGGCGGAGCGGAGCGGAGCAGAGCGGAGCGGAGGAGCCGGCUGCGGCCGCGGCCGGGGAGGAGCAGCCCCGCGCCCCGCGCCGAGCCCGGGGGUGCCGGCGGGGCGCGAUGUGGCGGCGCGGGCUGCUGGAGCUGGCGCUGGGCUUGACCGUGCUGCUGGCUGCCUGCCCGAGCGACGGCGCGGACGCGGAGAGCCCGAAGGAAGCGCGGGCCAGCCGGGCCAAGCGGCGAGGGCAGGGAGUCGGCGGCGGAGGGCACGAUGCGCUCAAAGGACCCAAUGUGUGUGGAUCACGUUACAAUGCCUACUGUUGUCCUGGAUGGAAAACUCUGCCUGGUGGAAAUCAAUGCAUAGUCCCAAUUUGUCGACAUUCCUGUGGGGAUGGAUUUUGCUCAAGACCAAACAUGUGCACAUGUCCAAAUGGUCAGAUAGCCCCCUCCUGUGGUUCAAAGUCAAUACAACACUGUAACAUCCGGUGUAUGAAUGGAGGUACCUGCAGUGAUGACCAUUGUCUUUGUCAGAAGGGAUACACAGGAACACACUGUGGACAGCCUGUCUGUGAAAGUGGGUGUCUUAAUGGUGGGAGAUGCGUGGCUCCAAAUCGAUGUGCUUGUACAUAUGGCUUUACUGGACCUCAGUGCGAAAGAGUCACCAGGUUUGGUACAUCAGAUUAUAGGACUGGGCCAUGCUUCACUUUGAUAACCAAUCAGAUGUGCCAGGGACAACUCAGUGGAAUAGUCUGCACCAAAACCCUUUGCUGUGCGACAGUUGGGAGAGCAUGGGGUCAUCCUUGUGAAAUGUGUCCUGCUCAGCCUCAUCCUUGCCGUCGAGGUUUCAUUCCAAAUAUUCGAACAGGAGCCUGUCAAGAUGUGGACGAAUGCCAAGCCAUCCCUGGGAUCUGUCAAGGAGGAAAUUGCAUUAACACUGUCGGAUCUUUUGAGUGCAAAUGCCCAGCUGGACACAAGUUUAAUGAAGUGACACAAAAAUGCGAAGAUAUUGAUGAAUGCAGCACCAUUCCUGGAAUCUGUGAUGGAGGAGAAUGUUCAAACACAGUCAGCAGUUACUUUUGCAAAUGUCCUCCGGGAUUUUAUACAGCCCCUGAUGGCUUAAGGUGUAUAGAUGUACGUCCUGGAUACUGCUUCUCUUCUCUGACCAAUGGUCGCUGCGGGAAUCAACUUCCACAGGCAUUAACUAAAAUGCAGUGUUGCUGUGACAGUGGACGAUGCUGGUCUCCAGGAGCAACCAGUGCCCCUGAAAUGUGUCCAAUCCGAUCUACCGAGGAGUUUCGCAAGUUAUGCACAGUAACUGGACUUGUGCCUAGGAGACCUGAUCUUCCUCCCUCCCAUCCUGAUGGCACCAUUCCUAUUGUAAUCCCUCCUGGUCCUGUUCCUCCUGCUAUUUAUCCUCCUGUCCUCCCUGGUGUACUACAGCCUGCUUUACCACGCCCAGACAUUGCUUUUCCCUCCCGGGCUCCGCCUCCGCAUGUGAUCUUGCCAGUUAAUUUCACUGACUACUGCCAGCUAUACCGACAUCUCUGCCUUAACGGGCGUUGCAUACCAACUCCUGGGAGCUACCGUUGUGAAUGCAAUAAGGGAUUCCAACUAGAUGUUAGAGGGGAAUGCAUUGAUGUUGAUGAAUGUGAGAAGAAUCCUUGUAUUAGUGGAGACUGUGUAAAUACCCAAGGAUCGUAUAUAUGCCAGUGUCGUGUUGGAUAUCAGAGUACACCGACUAGGACAGAGUGCCGAGAUAUUGAUGAAUGUGUACAGAACGGUCGGAUCUGUAAUAAUGGACGGUGCAUAAACACAGAUGGCAGCUUUCACUGUGUUUGUAACGCUGGCUUUCAAGUCGCAGCUGAUGGGAAAAACUGUGAAGAUAUGGAUGAAUGCAGCAUAAGGAACAUGUGCCUUAAUGGAAUGUGUAUCAAUGAGGAUGGCAGCUUUAAAUGCAUUUGUAAACCUGGUUUCCAGUUAGCAUCUGAUGGACGUUAUUGCAGAGACAUUGAUGAGUGCGAGACACCUGGAAUAUGCAUGAACGGGCGCUGUGUGAACACUGAUGGCUCUUUCAGAUGUGAAUGCUUUCCUGGGCUUGCAGUGGGACUAGAUGGACGUGUGUGUGUCGAUACGCAUAUGCGAAGCACAUGCUAUGGUGAAUACAAGAGAGGCCAGUGUGUAAGAGCAUUGACCGGUGCUGUUACUAAAUCGGAAUGCUGUUGUGCAAGCACUGACUAUGCCUUUGGAGAACCCUGCCAGCCUUGUCCUGCCCAAAAUUCAGCUGAAUACCAGGCUUUGUGCAGCAGUGGACCAGGCUUGACUGCAACAGGAGCUGAUAUUAAUGAAUGUUUGGACCUUGCACUCUGCCCCAAUGGAGAAUGUGAGAAUCUGCAUGGAACAUACAAAUGCAGAUGUAAUCCUGGAUAUGAAGUGGAUUCAAGUGGAAAAAAUUGCCUGGACAUUGAUGAAUGUGCAUUGAACUUACUGCUUUGUGACAAUGGGCAAUGCAGAAAUACCCCUGGAAGUUUCACCUGCACCUGUCCCAAAGGAUUUAUAUACAAGCCUGAUCAAAAAACAUGUGAAGAUAUUGAUGAAUGCGAGUCUAACCCAUGUGUUAAUGGAGUAUGCAAAAAUACACUAAGCUCUUUUGCUUGUGAAUGUUCCCCUGAAAGUACUUUGGAUACAACAAGAACCAUCUGCAUAGAAACUGUUAAAGGCACCUGCUGGCAGAGUAUAGUGGAUGGGAGAUGUGAAAUAAAUAUCAAUGGAGCGACUCUCAAAUCCCAGUGCUGUUCCUCACUGGGUGCUGCUUGGGGUAGCCCAUGUACACCCUGUGAACGAGAUCCAAUCUGCUCAAAAGGAUAUUCAAGAAUAAGGGGAACAUUGUGUGAAGAUGUCAAUGAAUGUGAGGUGUUUCCCGGAGUAUGUACCAAUGGGCAGUGUGUUAAUACUGUGGGAUCCUUUGUUUGUCAGUGCCCCAACGGAAUGACUUUAGAUGCUUCUGGACGGAUGUGUCAUGACAUUCGUUUGGAGAGCUGCUACCUAAAGCAUGAAGAUGAACAAUGUACAUUGCAAGUACCAGGCCGGCACCGAAUGGAUGCUUGCUGCUGUUCUGUGGGUGCGGCAUGGGGCUCUGAAUGUGAGGAAUGCCCCUUACAGGGAACACCUGAAUAUUCUGCUCUUUGUCCAAGAGGACCUGGGUUUUCUACUAGAGUAGAAAUAAAUGGAAAGCCAUUCUCCAAAGAUAUCAAUGAGUGUAAAAUGAUCCCCAGUCUUUGCACCCAUGGAAAAUGCAGAAACACUAUUGGCAGCUUUAAGUGUAAAUGUGACAGCGGGUUUGCACUUGACUCUGAAGAAAGGAACUGUACAGAUAUCGAUGAGUGCCGCAUAUCUCCUGAUCUCUGUGGCCCGGGGAACUGUGUCAAUACUCCUGGGGAUUUUGAAUGUGAAUGUUUUGAAGGAUAUGAAAGUGGAUUCAUGAUGAUGAAAAACUGCAUGGACAUUGAUGAGUGUCAGCGGAAUCCUCUUUUAUGCCGUGGUGGAACUUGCAUAAACACAGAGGGAAGCUUUCGCUGUGACUGUCCUCCAGGACAUCAAAUGGCUCCAAAUAUUUCAGCGUGUGUAGACAUCAAUGAAUGUGAUUUAAGUACCAACCUGUGCAGAAAUGGACAUUGCGUCAACCUUAUUGGAAAGUAUCAGUGUGCCUGCAACCCUGGAUAUAAGUCUACACCUGACAAAUUAUAUUGUGUUGAUAUUGAUGAAUGCAGCAUAAGGAACGGUGAUUGUGAGAGUUUCUGUACGAACUCAGAGGGCAGCUAUGAUUGUAGCUGUAAACAAGGCUUUGCACUAAUGCCAGACCACAGGACUUGCACUGACAUUGAUGAGUGUGAAGACAAUCCUAACAUUUGCGAUGGAGGCCAGUGCACAAACAUACCAGGAGAAUACAGGUGUCUUUGUUAUGAUGGAUUCAUGGCAUCUGAAGAUAUGAAGACAUGUGUCGAUGUUAAUGAGUGUGAUCUGGAUCCACACAUCUGUCUGAGUGGAACCUGUGAGAAUACAAAAGGCUCGUUUAUCUGUCAUUGUGACAUGGGAUAUUCAGGCAAAAAAGGAACAACUGGAUGCACAGAUAUCAACGAGUGUGAAAUUGGAGCCCAUAACUGUGACAGACAUGCCAUAUGCACAAACACAGCAGGAAGUUUCAAAUGCAGUUGCAGCUUAGGUUGGGUUGGAAGUGGUGUCACAUGCUCAGAUUUGGAUGAAUGCUCCAAUGGAACACACAACUGCAGCCCACAUGCUGAUUGCAAGAACACCCUGGGCUCUUACCGUUGCCUUUGUAAAGAAGGUUACACAGGAGAUGGCUUCACUUGUACAGAUCUUGAUGAAUGCUCAGAAAACCUGAACCUCUGUGAAAAUGGGCAGUGCCUCAAUGUCCCUGGAGGAUAUCGCUGUGAAUGUGAUAUGGGAUUUUUGCCAAGUCUGGAUAGGAAAGCAUGUGAAGAUAUUGAUGAGUGUACCCUUUCUAAGAUCUGCGUCUAUGGAACUUGUCAUAACCUCCCUGGUCUAUUCCGAUGUGAGUGUGAGACGGGCUAUGAAUUAGACAGAAGCGGUGGUAACUGCACAGAUGUUAAUGAAUGUACAGACCCUACAACCUGUAUCAGUGGCACAUGUGUCAAUACCCCAGGCAGUUACACCUGUGAGUGUCCCCCUGAUUUUGAGCUGAAUCCAACCCGUGUUGGCUGUGUUGAUACCCGUUCUGGCAACUGCUACUUGGAAGUUAAAACACGAGGAGAUAAUGGAGGUACCUUCUGCAGCAAUGAGAUUGGGGUUGGUGUUUCCAAAGCAUCCUGCUGCUGUUCCCUAGGAAAAGCUUGGGGAAUUCCUUGUGAACAUUGCCCAGCUGUGAACUCAACUGAGUAUAAGGUUCUGUGCCCUGGAGGGGAAGGAUUCCGACCAAACCCGAUUACAGUUAUAUUGGAGGAUAUUGAUGAGUGUCAAGAACUACCUGGACUUUGCCAAGGAGGAAAAUGUAUCAAUACGUUUGGAAGCUUCCAAUGUCAGUGUCCAUCUGGCUACUAUUUAAAUGAAGACACUAGAGUAUGUGAUGAUGUCAAUGAAUGUGAAACACCUGGAAUUUGUGGACCUGGCACUUGUUAUAACACUGUUGGAAACUACACCUGUAUCUGUCCUCCUGACUACAUGCAAGUCAAUGGUGGCAACAACUGUAUGGAUAUGAGAAGGAGUCUCUGCUACAGAAAUUAUUAUGCAGACAAUCAAACCUGUGAUGGAGAGCUUCUCUUUAACAUGACCAAGAAAAUGUGCUGCUGUUCCUACAACAUUGGGAGAGCAUGGAAUAAGCCUUGUGAGCAGUGCCCUAUUCCUAGUACAGAUGAAUUUUCAACACUCUGUGGAAGUCAAAGGCCUGGUUUCUUCAUUGACAUUUAUACAGGGUUACCAGUUGAUAUUGACGAAUGCCGAGAGAUCCCUGGAGUCUGUGACAAUGGAAUCUGCAUAAAUAUGGUUGGCAGCUUCAGAUGCGAGUGUCCUGUGGGAUUCUUCUACAACGAUAAGUUACUGAUCUGUGAAGAUAUUGAUGAAUGCCAAAACGGGCCAGUAUGUCAACGAAAUGCAGAAUGUGUCAACACAGCUGGGAGCUAUCGCUGUGACUGUAAACCUGGCUACAGGUUCACCUCAACAGGCCGUUGCACAGAUCGUAACGAAUGCCAAGAAAUUCCCAAUAUUUGUAGCCAUGGUCAAUGUAUUGACACAGUUGGAAGUUUCUACUGCAUUUGCCACAGUGGAUUCAAAACCAAUGAUGACCAAACAAUGUGCAUAGAUAUUGAUGAAUGUGAAAGAGAUGCAUGUGGAAAUGGGACAUGCAGGAAUAGCAUUGGCUCCUUCAACUGCCGCUGCAACACUGGAUUCACCCUCUCGCAUAACAACGACUGCAUAGAUCUGGACGAAUGUACAAGUGGAAAUGGGAUGUUCUGCAGGAAUGGCCGGUGCAUAAACACCAUUGGGUCUUUCCACUGUCUGUGCCUAGAUGGCUAUGAGGUGGCUCCAGAUGGCAGGACCUGUGCUGAUAUCAAUGAGUGUAUACAAGAACCUAGAAAAUGUUCACCAGGCACAUGCCAGAACUUGGAUGGGACAUACAGAUGCAUCUGUCCUCCUGGAUACCUUCUGGAUCAUGACAAAUGUACAGACAUUGAUGAAUGUGGAGAAGAGCCAGAAAUUUGCGCUUUGGGCACAUGUAGCAAUACUGCAGGCAGUUUCAAAUGCCUGUGCCCUGAAGGAUUUGUAUUGUCUUCCACAGGAAGAAGAUGCCAAGAUCUGAGAGUCAGUUACUGCUUUACCAAAUUUGAAGAUGGAAAGUGUUCUGUUCCAAAAUUGAAAAACCAUUCCAAGCAGGAAUGUUGUUGUGCCUUGAAAGGACAAGGCUGGGGCGACCCAUGUGAACUCUGUCCAGAGGAAGCUGAUGAUGCGUUUCGACAGAUAUGUCCAUUUGGAAUAGGUAUUCUUAUUGGACCAGGUGAUGCGCGCCUUGAUGUGGAUGAGUGUCUUGAUCCAGAUAACUGUAAAUUUGGGCGGUGCAUCAACACAGAUGGUUCCUUUCGCUGUGAAUGUCCAUAUGGGUAUAUCCUUCAUGGAGCUGAAUGUGUUGACACUGAUGAAUGUGCAGUUGGAAAUCCGUGUGGAAAUGGAACUUGUAGGAAUGUCAUAGGAGGGUUUGAAUGUACCUGUGAGGAAGGAUUUGAGCCAGGACCAAUGAUGACAUGUGAAGAUAUGAAUGAGUGUGCUCAAAAUCCUCUACUCUGUGCAUUCCGUUGUGUGAACACUUACGGAUCAUAUGAAUGCAAGUGUCCAGCUGGCUAUGUUCUUAGAGAAGACAGGAGAAUGUGCAGAGAUCAGAAUGAGUGUGAAGAAGGAAUUCAUGACUGUGCUGAAAAACUGAUGGAAUGCAAAAAUCUGAUUGGCACUUACAUGUGCAUAUGUGGACCAGGAUUUCAACGCAGGCCAGAUGGUGAAGGAUGCAUAGAUGAGAAUGAAUGUCAAACCAAACCUGGGAUCUGUGAGAAUGGUCGGUGUAUAAACACAAAAGGAAGUUACAGAUGUGAAUGCAAUGAAGGAUUUACUGCCAGUGACACGCAGAAUGAAUGCUUGGACAACAGAGAGGGCUACUGCUUCAUUGAAGUGUUACAAAGUAUGUGUCAAAUUGGAUCAAGCAACAGGAACUCUGUCACCAAGUCUGAAUGCUGCUGCGAUGGUGGGCGAGGAUGGGGGCCAAACUGCGAGAUCUGCCCCUUCCCAGGGACUGUGGCCUUUAAAAAGCUUUGCCCUCACGGCCGAGGAUAUAUGUCCAAUGGAGCAGAUAUUGAUGAGUGCAAGGUUAUUCAUGACGUUUGCCGUAAUGGAGAAUGCGUCAAUGAGAGAGGAUCAUAUCACUGCCUUUGCAAUACAGGCUAUACACCAGAUAUAACUGGCACUCUCUGCGUAGACCUGAAUGAAUGCAGCCUGUCCCCCAAGCCUUGUAAUUUCAUCUGUAAAAACACCGAGGGGAGUUACCAGUGUUCAUGUCCGAAGGGGUACAUCUUACAGGAGGAUGGGAGAAGUUGCAAAGAUCUCGAUGAAUGUGCAACAAAACAGCACAACUGCCAGUUCCUUUGUGUCAACACCAUUGGGGGCUUCACUUGCAAAUGUCCUCCUGGUUUCACUCAGCAUCAUACAGCUUGUAUUGAUAAUAAUGAAUGUGCCACUGAAGUCAAUCUGUGCGGGACUAAAGGCGUUUGCCAGAACACACCUGGGAGCUUUGUCUGUGAAUGUCAGCGUGGCUUCUCACUUGAUCAAACUGGACUCAGCUGUGAAGAUAUUGAUGAAUGUGAUGGAAACCAUCGGUGUCAACAUGGUUGCCAAAAUAUAAUCGGAGGAUACAGGUGCAGCUGUCCACAAGGAUAUCUCCAGCAUUACCAGUGGAACCAAUGUGUUGAUGAAAAUGAAUGCCUCUCUGCACACAUUUGUGGAGGAGCAUCUUGUCACAAUACUUUGGGAAGCUAUAAAUGUAUGUGUCCUGCCGGAUUUCACUUUGAACAGUUUAGUGGAGGUUGCCAAGAUAUCAAUGAAUGCGGUUCUGCACAAGCGCCAUGCAGUUAUGGGUGUUCAAAUACCGAAGGUGGCUAUGUCUGUGGAUGUCCACCUGGUUACUUCAGAAUAGGACAAGGACACUGUGUUUCUGGCAUGGGACUUGGUAAAGGUCAGGCUCAGGAAUUGCCAGUCAGUGGUGAAGUAGAUGACAACUCUCUGUCUCCAGAGGCUUGCUAUGAAUGUAAAAUCAACGGCUACCACAAGAGAGGGAGGAAGCGCAGAAGCACUAAUGAAACCAUUGCAGAUGAAGCAGAGGAGCAACAGGAGAGAGAACCAGUAAUCAGUCUUGCCAGCUGGGAUAGUGAACAAACAGCCAUCUUUUCCUUCAACAUCUCCAAGCUUAAUAAUAAAGAUCGAAUCCUGGAACUGCUUCCUGCUCUUACAACACUGACAAAUCAUAACCGAUAUUUAAUUGACUCUGGAAACGAAGAUGGUUUCUUUAAAAUCAAUAAAAAGGAAGGGAUAAGCUAUCUUCACUUUACAAAGAAGAAGCCAGUGCCUGGAACCUAUUCAUUACAAAUCAGUAGUAUUCCACUCUAUAAAAAGAAGGAACUUAAUCAGCUUGAAGACAAACAUGACAAAGACUACCUCAGUGGUGAGCUGGGAGAUAACCUAAAAAUGAAAAUUCAGAUAUUGCUUCAUUAAUUCAUCAACCAAAGACCAAAUAAUUAAACCAAAGAUAGAUAGGUAGAACCGAUGUUCCUCUCAAUCAGAUUCUCCAUAUCAUAGGUACAGUCUUUCAUGAGUACAUUUGUAUGAAUGAGCACUAUUAUAUUAUCACAAAAGCAAGGUACAGGAUGAAUACCCUAGAACAGAACAACCACUUUCUCAGGCUUCUUAUAAGUGUAGCUGAGCUACCUUGAUAUGUUGAAUCUUGAAAACUGGGACUUUGAUCAUUGGAAGUUGGCCACUGAUGCUGAGAUACAUCAUCAUUUCAGCAGAGGUACAAGAAUGUGCUUUCAACCGAUGGACUGCUCUAUUUUUGUAAUUCUUAAACUUUUGCUUCUCCAACUACAACUUACUAGGUCAGCCAUUUAUGAUAUCCAUUUGGUGCUAGUAAUUUUUCAAUCUAGUUUUAUAAAUGCACUGUAAUAUUUACACAACUUAGAAGCCAAAAUUGCCAUUAUUCAGUCUAAAUACUUCAAUCAACCAAAGUUAGCUCAGUAGUUUAUCUCAGUUAUGCCUAUAAUACAAUACAUGUAAAUUAAGUGUGUGUAUACUGUAAUCAUGCUAUUUUUAUCAAUGAAGCAUUUGUAAACUAGAUUAAUAAUACCCUUAAUGUGAGGGUUUGUAAUGGUGCUUAUAAAGACCAACUACUUGUUAACUGUAUACACAAACCUGAUGAUAAAAUUUCUGUGACUUUACAAAAUGCACUGAGGUCAGUAGGGACCAUUAAACAUUCUCAAAAGUCAGAUGACAAUCAGUGCCCUCCUACACCAUGACAUUAUGUAACACAUGUCAAGAGUACCCAUAAUCAUUCAUAUCAAGGGUUCAAUGUCAUAAAUGUCACAAUAAAACCGUUUGUUUUUUUAGUUUA